Molecule: messenger RNA, 4651 nt
Organism: Vicugna pacos (alpaca)
Lineage: Eukaryota; Metazoa; Chordata; Mammalia; Artiodactyla; Camelidae
Source: RefSeq, a predicted model, not a curated record
CCUCGUCCCCGAAAAGGGUGGGUGGGUGGUCGGUCGCCCGAGCGAAGUUUCCAGCGCCUGAUUCCUGCGAAAAUACGACGCCUCACCAGCGCCUGUUUUGCUGUCUUUCCCCCUUUUUCCUGCUCCCUGACUCUUCCCUCCCCUUUCCCCCACUCCUCACUCCGCCGAAGGCCAAAAAGACAAGCAAAACCUGCCGCAGAUGAAGGCUUUUGGGAUUGUAGCGUCUGCACCUUCAGAAACAGCGCCGAAGCCUUCAAAUGCAGCAUCUGCGAUGUGAGGAAAGGCACCUCUACCAGAAAACCUCGGAUCAACUCCCAGCUGGUGGCACAGCAAGUGGCACAGCAGUACGCCACCCCCCCACCCCCGAAGAAGGAGAAGAAGGAGAAGGUAGAGAAGCAAGACAAAGAGAAACCAGAGAAAGACAAGGAAAUUAGUCCUAGUGUUACCAAGAAGAACACCAACAAGAAAACAAAACCAAAGUCUGAUAUUCUGAAAGAUCCUCCUAGUGAAGCAAACAGUAUACAGUCUGCAAAUGCUACAACAAAGACCAGUGAAACGAAUCACACCUCAAGGCCCCGGCUGAAAAAUGUGGACAGGAGCACUGCACAGCAGUUGGCAGUAACUGUGGGCAACGUCACCGUCAUUAUCACAGACUUUAAGGAAAAGACUCGCUCCUCCUCGACGUCCUCAUCCACAGUGACCUCCAGUGCAGGGUCUGAACAGCAGAACCAGAGCAGCUCGGGCUCAGAGAGCACAGACAAGGGCUCCUCCCGUUCCUCCACGCCAAAGGGCGACAUGUCAGCAGUGAAUGAUGAAUCUUUCUGAAAUUGCACAUGGAAUUGUGAAAACUAUGAAUCAGGGUAUGAAAUUCACAUCCUCCACCUGCCCAUGCCGCUUGCAUCCCUGGAGAAUCUUCUGUGGACAUCGACCUCUUAGUGAUGCUGCCAGGAUGAUUUCUGCUUGCCAUGGGCAUCUGGCCACCAAGGAAUUUCGCACCCUGACGAUUACUCUUGACACUUUUAUGUAUUCCAUUGUUUUAUAUGAUUUUCCUAACAAUCAUUUAUAAUUGGAUGUGCUCCUGAAUCUACUUUUUAUAAAAAAAAAUCUGCUGUGCACAAUUUUCCAUGUACAUUACAACUGGUUUUUUGUUUUUGUUUUGUUGGGGAGGGGGUGGGCUGGGAGGGGGAGGGAUCUUUUAUUUAUUGUGUUCACAGACUCCAUCCUUUCAGCAUAUCCUUUUAAGUUUAGUUCUUCCUUCCAGUUAUACUAUGUACUAUCAGUUUUGAUAUAACUAUAUAUAUAUAUAAAUAUAAAAUUAUAUAUAAAGGGUUAUUUGAAACCAAUCCAUGGCAACGCUGGUGCUUGAUACACUGUGAAGUGAAUACAACAUUGAACAGUCACAGAUCUGGGACAGUCCCUUCUAUGAAAGUGCUGAAAUUAAAUCAAAAUCAGUCUUACGUGAAGUAUGUUCCAGCCCACAUGGGAACUUGACUCUCAUCUGUCUAAAGAGUACUGGACGAUAGAAAAAUAUAUAUUUUUUAAGCAAUGUGAGCUCACAUUUAAAGACUGCUCCAGAUAGCCUGCAUUUGCGGUGGAAUAACUGACAAAUCACAAGCGGUUUAGUUGGGAGGGCUUUGAUCGUUCAGAAGUAACUAAACUAGCUCCAGAAUGCCAAGUAUUCGUGUAAAUUACGGUUACAUGUUAACAUUGCUGUUCUUACAUAAGCACUCAUGAAAAUACGGUAUUCUGUAACUCGAAUUCCAUCCAUUUUCCAGACUUCUCCUCAUGUCUGAGGUAAAUCUAUGAAGUGUCUCUUAGUUUUAGGAUUAAAACCGUCUAAACUGUUUUUGGUCCAUCCAAGAAGCAAACCCCUGUGUCCACUUUGCACGUAACAUCGCAGCAGUGGUUUGUGUGAUCAUUUGAAAUUUGUUUGCCUCAUGUCUCCUCGUUUCCCUUACCCUACCAGCUCAGUCGCAAAAUGUCUUUCUCUUAAAAUUUAGCCUUGUCUGUUUGACUGCACAAAGGUUAUCAGCCACACAGCCAGUCCCGACAUGGAGCUUGUCAGUGUCUGGAGACAUUUCCCAAGUCCCCGCCGCGGGAAGGACCUCCGUGGUGAGCGGUUGAAGCGCUGGCAGGCAGGGCUGCAGGGGGGAAGCUCCUGCUUCCUGAGAGUGUGUGAUCUCUUUCUUCCUCGACAUAAAGACAGCUUGAGUCAACUCAAAAACAAAACAAAACAAAACUUUUUUUCACUUUUUUUUUUUAAACUGUCUUGCAAAAACAAUUUAAAAAAAAAAAAACAGGAAAAGGAAAAGGACCACUGGUACGGAUCCACCCCUCCUCAUUUUUGAAAUGUUUUAUUUUGUCUUACUUUGUUUGGUUUAGGGUCUGUUGUGUUUGACUUUUACAUUCAUUCGCUGAAUUCAUAGACUAAAUUUAGAGUCAUUUCAAGCACGGGAACUUGAUGUCACCUUCCUUUAUCUGACCAUUCUGUUUAGGGACUUUCUCGGGAGGGCGGCAGGUUGGUAAUGAAAUACCAUAUUUUGGUGUGAAAAACCUGGUUUGCUUAAGAAUAGAAGUAACUUCUGUCUGUGGAGGCAACGAGUAAAAAGAACAAUUAACAGCUUGAUUUGAGUAGCCAACAGGAAAGGCUCCUUUCACAUUUACAUUAAAACUAUUCUGUAGUCACUAAUGUACCAUCAUUUAAAUUCUGUUCUCAAAGGUGUAGAUGAUAAAGCAGUGCCAUUUGUUGCUGUGGUCCUACUCUCAAAUGCACGGACAAUGUUCCCCCCUUUUAAAAAUACCGCUUGUAUCUGGGAUGCAAGCUGUGCUUACCUUUUUAAAUACAUUUUUAAAGUAUUUAUUAAUGAACCAAAGGAAAUCAGAUGCUUUCUGUAAGCAUCAGGCUAUAUAAUACAUAGUGAUUUGACUAUGACUUUUAAAUCCACAUUUUAAUAUUAGUGGGGUAUUGCAAAGACAUUCCUUCUAAAGUUUUAAUAUUCCUUUUAUUAAGGGUCUCAGGGAGGGUAAAUUAGUCAGCCAUAUUUAUUUUCCAGAGAUGUAAGGAAUUGCUAAGUUUUUUAAUUAACUUUUUAAAAAAAAACUUAAAAUGCCACCAAACUCGUGGGUUGCACUGCUUUUGGAACCAAUAAGUGUUGGUAUGCACUUUGUUCAGAAACACUGUGUACUUUUUCAAAAUUAGUUUCAUGUAAAGUGAUUGGACCCCUAGAUUAGUGGAAAAAGCUGAUUAACCAGCUACUCAUAGGCUGCUAAUUAAUUCAUUGCCAGUGUCUUGGUUUUUCAGUUUUGCCUCCAUGAUAAUUCAAGAAUAAAUUAAAGGAUGGGGAAGGGUGAAGGAAGGGAGGAUUGCUUUAGAACAGGUGAGAUGACGAAAUUGCCAUUUUGCUAGAAACUGCAGCUCACAGUGGGACUUCUCAGCAAUCGGAUGGUAUUGGGCCCGUUUUUCAGCUGCUGUUGUGAAUUCUUUUACGGUAGGUGAUAGGGACUUAAGGCUUAAUUUCUGAAAUGAUGACAUCCCUCAGGCAUGUAUUCUGGAAAUGGAAUUCCUGUAACUCCUGCGUUUGCAGUUUGCCCUACAACUAGUAGGCAGCGCGUAAAACACUAGUGUAGAUGAUAAAGGUGUAUGUUAAAAAAGGAUCAGAAAUACUUGGUAUUCGGCGGCACAGUAAGCAGGUUAUGAAAACAAACAAACAAAAAGCACAGUGUUAACACUUGCAAGUUUCCAUUUGUUUUAAUACCACAGGAUCUUUUCGAUCUUUCACACUCGUGCGUGCGCACACACAGAGCUUAACUGACCUGCUCUGCUUGAGUCAUGCAGUUCGGAAAGGGGAAAAAAAAAAGGUAAAGACAUCUUGACACCCAGAAAAUAUUUUAAGCAAAAUCUUUCAGUUUCAAUUUGGAUAGUUAAAAACAUUGGCAGAAGCUUCUGUGAGUUUAGUUCCACUAAGAUGUUUCACCUGCCUUAUCAAGACCAUUCUCAGUCUACUUUUUUAAGCUACCGUAUCUUAAAUUAUUGAAAAUUUAUUAAUUGCUGAAUAUAUAAUAACCUUUGCUUGUAUGUAACCGAAAAUGGUUUAAGAGCCAACAUUUAGAGUAUGACAAUGGAGCUGAACAGUUUUUAAUGCGCAAGCAGUUCUGUUCUUGUGUAUGACUUGUAACCUUAAUUUACUGUGUAAAGAUGGUUACAUUAUUUCCUUAGCUUUGUUUGUUGGAGACAAAUAGAGAAUGCUUGUUAAGUAUGUCAAAACAUAAUCUUGUGAAUUUUUGUUAAUGUAUUAUACGAGCUAUAUUUUUCAUUUGCCCAGAAAGACAGCUUGUAUAACGCUUUUGGAAGUUUCUGCUCUGUAACGUCUUUAGAGCUGACAGUCUGUUAGGUUUGUUUUUUUCUUCAUGCUAAAGUGUCAGUUUGGUGGUUUUGUGAACUGGUCAGAGAUUCACAGGUCUUAAAUGUUUUGGGGAAAUUUAUAUUGGACACUGCUCUUUGUCUAGCAAAUAAAAGAUGUUAAUAUAUUCCUGUUACUGGCAUGUGCACGACUAUGUUAUUAGAAGCCACUUUAUCAUUUCCCUGCUUUAAAUAGAAAUGUCUAUUUAUGAAUUCUGCUUGUAGUUUUUUCACAAAUAAAAUAGUAAAAUU